Sodiomyces alkalinus F11 is the source of this 2631-nucleotide messenger RNA. RefSeq names its product glycosyltransferase. NCBI's taxonomy places the organism in Eukaryota, Fungi, Ascomycota, Sordariomycetes, Glomerellales, Plectosphaerellaceae. The record is from RefSeq and is a predicted model, not a curated record. Bases 1 to 2631 code for a protein of 876 amino acids. The transcript has 3 exons.
AUGGGUUUCAAAAGCUAUUUCAAAGCCUCACCCGAGGCCGCAGCCCCGGCGGGAUCCCAAUCGAAGACCAUGUCAGAAAAACCCCCAGAUCGCAUGGGCCGGAACGAUAUGGAGCUGCAACCUCCUACCCCAAGAUACAGCUCUCGCCGACAGUCCCUUUCCGGCCGUUCAACAAGAUCCCUUGGCAGCUCCAUGUUUCUGGAUGACAUUAAACACGAAGUCAUGGUUAAUUACCUGUACCAGCAGCAAUGCUCUCACCUCUGGGUCAGCGAUGGCUCUGGCGAAGUCGAGGGUGUUCUGUUGCGUAAAAUGAGGGGCACCUACAUGGCUUGCCCGCCGGCUCUUGCCAAUUCCCCCUUUGGCCGCGCCGCUGCUGCUCUCAACGUCCAGUGCGCCAUGACCGUCAACUCCCGAGUCAUCAAGACGUUCCUGCAAUGGCAGCCCGACGCGGUGGACGUCCCCUUGAUGAAUGGUCUCCGUGUUCAGAUUUUACCUACCAUCGAAGAUCUGGCCCGUGCCAGGAAGCAUCAGUUUGCCGCCUUUGUCGCCUCGGAAGGCCUCCUCAUUGUUUGGGACGACGAUGCCCUUCACCUGGUCCCGCGCGCCAAAGCUAUCGAGUCUGAGCUCAUGCAGCUCGUGUGGAACUCGGGCAACGAAGAGGAGGAUGGCGAGGAGAAGAAAGGCCCCGCAGUGGCCGAGUACGAGGUCGACGAGGAGAGCGGCGAGAUUAAACCCGAAAACCGGCCCGUUCAUCUCUUGAAUACCAUCCUUGUCACCUUCACUCUCAUCCUCGUCACCGUCACCCUCGGAGCCGCCUGGAGGCAACUGGCUCUCCAGACAACCGUCGACGGCGAGUUCACCCGCUUGGCUCUGGUUGCUCUCUUCCCGCUCCAGAUCUUCUUCACCCUCUUCUUCGCCCAGGUCAUCGUCGGUUGCCUGGCCCAGAUCUUCGGCCCCAUUCGUCAAUUGACCAUAAACUCCAAAUUCUUCUCGGCCCGCCCGCCUCCUCGGCUCCGAGGAGACGUGCUGCCACACCUCACCGUCCAAUGCCCCGUCUACAAGGAGGGCCUCCAGGGUGUCAUCGCUCCGACCGUGAAAUCCAUCAAGCAGGCCAUGUCGACCUAUGAGCUCCAGGGCGGCUCUGCCAACAUGUUCGUCAACGACGACGGUCUCCAGCUUCUCUCGGAGGAAGACCGCCGCGCUCGCAUUGAGUUCUACGCUGACCACAACAUCGGCUGGGUUGCCCGGCCGAAACACGGCGUGGAUGGUUUCAUCCGAGGUGGCAAAUUCAAGAAGGCUUCGAACAUGAACUACGCUCUGAUGCUCUCCUGUCUCGUGGAGGAAAAGCUGCAGGUUAUUGAGCGCCACCCCGAGUGGACCCAACACGACGAGGCGCUGGCCUACGAGGAAGCUCUGAAGGAAGCCCUCAAGGAGAAUCCCAAGGCUUGGGCUGACGGCAACAUUCGCGUAGGCGAUUACAUCCUCAUCAUUGACUCGGACACUCGGAUUCCCGCCGACUGUCUCCUCGAUGCUGUAUCCGAGAUGGAGCAGUCACCGGAGGUUGGUAUCUUGCAGUUCUCUUCUGGCGUUAUGCAGGUCACCAACAGCUAUUUCGAAAACGGAAUCACCUUCUUCACCAACCUCAUCUACACGGCCAUCCGUUACACUGUUGCCAACGGUGACGUCGCUCCUUUCGUCGGCCACAAUGCCAUCCUGCGAUGGAGCGCCAUCCAGCAGGUCGGCUACGUCGACCACGACGGGUACGAGAAGUUCUGGUCCGAAUCGCACGUGUCUGAGGAUUUCGACAUGUCCCUCCGUCUUCAGUGCAAUGGCUACACCAUCCGAUUGUCGGCAUGGGCCAACGACGGUUUCAAGGAAGGCGUGUCUCUUACCGUGUACGAUGAACUGGCUCGGUGGGAGAAGUACGCAUAUGGAUGCAACGAACUGCUCUUUAACCCGAUCCGCACCUGGCUUUGGCGCGGGCCCUUCACUCCGUUGUUCCGCAGGUUCCUCUUCAGCAACAUCCGCUUCACCUCGAAGAUCACCAUCGUCUCGUAUAUCGGCACAUAUUAUGCUAUCGGCGCUGCGUGGAUCAUGACGUCCGUCAACUAUUUCCUCAUAGGCUGGUUCAACGGUUAUCUCGACCAAUACUACAUCGACUCGUGGAGGGUGUGGUUCUCCAUUGUCAUCGUCUUCAACGGUCUUGGCAACGUCUCCCUGGCCGUCAUGCGGUAUCGCAUCGGCGAAAGGGGCCUGCUGAAGUCCCUUUUCGAGAACUUUAUGUGGAUGUUCAUGCUAGCCAUUUUCUUCGGUGGUCUCAGCCUGCAUAUCAGCCAGGCCCUGCUGGCGCAUAUGUUCGAAAUCAACAUGACGUGGGGUGCGACGUCAAAAGAGGCCGAAUUCUCGAAUUUCUUCAUCGAAGUACCCAAAGUGUUGAAGAAGUUCAAAUUCUCCAUGAUGUUUUCGCUCAUCUUCAUCGUCGGCAUGAUCAUUUUGGCUGUUGCGCCUUUCGUUCCCCAUGCCUGGCGAAUCCAGGAUUUCGUGGCUAUCCUGCCCAUGUCCAUGGUCGCUGGCAGCCACUUCCUGCUCCCCAUCGCCCUUAAUCCCGCCCUCAUGACCUUCUCGUGGUAA